Messenger RNA from Ochotona princeps (American pika), 1613 nucleotides. It is a transcript of the gene ATP6V1C2, whose product is annotated as ATPase H+ transporting V1 subunit C2. The transcript has 14 exons. Gene Ontology annotation, molecular function: proton-transporting ATPase activity, rotational mechanism. Gene Ontology annotation, biological process: proton transmembrane transport. NCBI's taxonomy places the organism in Eukaryota, Metazoa, Chordata, Mammalia, Lagomorpha, Ochotonidae. The record is from RefSeq and is a predicted model, not a curated record. Gene Ontology annotation, cellular component: lysosomal membrane; vacuolar proton-transporting V-type ATPase, V1 domain. Bases 284 to 1567 code for a protein of 427 amino acids.
ACUGCGAGGCGCGGCUGGCUAGCUGCUCGUUCCCUGCCCGUAGCCCGCCGCACGACGCCCCGCCUCUGCUCCCUGGGUCCGGGGUUUCAACCUGGCGGGACUCGGGGAGGCUGGCGGCCCGUAUGCAAAUGCCCGGCGGGGCGGGGGCCUCCUCCCGCGCCUGGGAUAAAAGGCGGGGCAGAGCGCGCGGGGCCGCAGAAGCCGCUGCUUCCCGGGAGCCGGCCGUGCAUUCCGGCCCCGCGCGCCGCGCCGCUCCGGUGAUUGCAGCUGAGGAGACUGGACCAUGUCCGAGUUCUGGUUGAUAUCUGCCCCCGGCGAUAAGGAGAAUCUCCAAGCCCUGGAGAGGAUGAAUACCGUGACCUCCAAGUCCAACCUGUCCUACAACACGAAAUUCGUUAUUCCUGACUUCAAGGUGGGGACCUUGGAUUCCCUCGUGGGUCUCUCUGACGAGCUGGGGAAACUGGACUCCUUUGCUGAAAGUCUCAUAAAGAGAAUGGCUCAGAGCGUGCUGGAAGUCCUGGAAGACUCAAAGGGAAAAGUCCAGGAGAACCUCCUGGCCAAUGGAGUGGACCUCACAUCCUUCGUGACUCACUUCGAAUGGGACAUGGCCAAGUACCCUGUGAAGCAGCCACUGGUGGGCGUGGUGGAUACUCUGGCAAAGCAACUGGCGCAGAUUGAGACUGACCUGAAGUCCCGUACGGCUGCCUACAACACCCUGAAGACCACCCUGGAGAACCUGGAGAAGAAGUCCAUGGGGAACCUAUUCACUCGGACUCUGAGCGACAUCGUGAGCAAGGAAGACUUUGUGUUGGAUUCUGAGUACCUCAUCACGCUGCUGGUCAUCGUCCCUAAACCAAGCUACAUGCAAUGGCAGAAAACCUAUGAAUCCCUCUCGGACAUGGUGGUCCCUCGGUCGACCAAGCUGAUUGCUGAGGACGGUGAGGGCGGCCUCUUCACCGUGACUCUGUUUCGGAAAGUGAUUGAUGAUUUCAAAAUCAAGGCUAAAGAAAACAAGUUCACUGUGCGUGAGUUCUACUAUGAUGAGAAUGAGAUCAAAAGGGAGCGGGACGAGAUGACCCGGUUGCUCUCUGAUAAGAAGCAACAGUAUCAAACUUCCUGUGUUGCUCUUAAAAAGGGAUCCUCUACCUUCCCGGACCACAAGGUUAAGGUAACCCCGCUAGGGAACCCCGAUAGGCCAGCUGCGGGGCACAGCGACAGAGAGAGAGAGAGUGAGGGCGAGGGCGAGGGCCCCCUGCUGCGCUGGCUCAAGGUGAACUUCAGCGAGGCCUUCAUUGCCUGGAUCCACAUCAAAGCCCUGCGAGUGUUUGUGGAGUCUGUGCUCAGGUAUGGGCUGCCUGUGAACUUCCAGGCAGUCCUCCUGCAGCCUCACAAGAAGUCGGCCACCAAGCGCCUACGGGAGGUCCUCAACUCUGUCUUCAGACACCUGGACCAAGUCGCUGCUGCCAGUCUCCUGGAUGCCUCUGUGGAGAUCCCUGGCCUGCAGCUCAGUAACCAGGACUACUUCCCAUAUGUCUACUUCCACAUCGAUCUCGGCCUCCUUGACUAGAAGGGCGGCUGGCAGCACGUCCAGGCGCACGUGGACUUCAGGGCUG